Messenger RNA from Boleophthalmus pectinirostris (great blue-spotted mudskipper), 997 nucleotides. RefSeq names its product cornichon family AMPA receptor auxiliary protein 4 (gene cnih4). Lineage: Eukaryota; Metazoa; Chordata; Actinopteri; Gobiiformes; Gobiidae. The record is from RefSeq and is a predicted model, not a curated record. Gene Ontology annotation, biological process: endoplasmic reticulum to Golgi vesicle-mediated transport. Gene Ontology annotation, cellular component: endoplasmic reticulum membrane; COPII-coated ER to Golgi transport vesicle.
AGAAGCCCGGUCCCAAACAUGGAGGCGGCCGUGUUCAUUCUGUCUCUGGUGGACUGCUGUGCGCUCAUUUUUCUUGCGGUCUAUUUCAUCAUAACUUUGUCUGAUCUUGAAUGUGAUUAUAUCAAUGCAAGAGCCUGCUGCUCCAAACUCAACAAAUGGGUGAUCCCAGAGAUGAUCGGCCAGUGUCUGUCCACCAUGCUGAUGUUGGUGUCUCUGCACUGGUUCAUUUUUUUGCUCAACUUCCCAGUGGCCGUCUGGAAUAUUUACAGGUACAUGAAAGUGCCGCUGGGGAACAUGGGAGUGUUUGACCCGACAGAGAUCCACAACCGCGGACAGCUCAAGUCUCACAUGAAGGAGGCCAUGAUCAAACUGGGAUACCACCUGCUCUGCUUCUUCAUCUACCUGUACAGCAUGAUUCUCGCUCUCAUCAACGACUGAGGAUCCAAACUCCAAACCGGGUUCUGACGCCUGGGUUUUUUUUUUUCCUCAAACUGCAUCUACAGCCUGUGACCGGCUGAGCUGAACAGACUCAUGCAUUUAUACACAAACAUCAACACUGUCCAUCACACGCACGAGGAGUGGUUCCCAAACAGUGGCUCUGGGUCAAGAAAAGACCCGAAAUCAUCUAAAAAAUGUACAAAAAUGUUGAAUUGUAAAAAAUAAGUGCCAUAAUGAUUGUAGAAACACGCUUUAGAAAUGAUCUUAACUAUUUGAGAACCACUUAUCUGUUGUUAAAUGUGCACUAAGUAACUUUUCUCAUGGGGGACGCCACCUGAAACAAUAUGAUACGAUACGAUACAUAUCUCGAUACUGUGCACUUUCAAUUCAAUACGGUAUAUUUCAAAACGAUUCGAUACAGUUUAAUAAAAAAUAAAUGCUAAAUCGUGGCUGUGAUACUAAAAGUCUUUGUUAAACCACGUCUUGUCCAAAGUGAAUAUGAAACACAAAUAUUUUAAUAAUCAAAAGUGUGAAAAUGUCAAAUGUGUCGCAAAAACAA